Molecule: messenger RNA, 2941 nt
Organism: Rhineura floridana
Lineage: Eukaryota; Metazoa; Chordata; Lepidosauria; Squamata; Rhineuridae
Product: sodium/hydrogen exchanger 9B2-like
Exons: 12
Coding region: 364-1953 (529 amino acids)
Biological process (GO): proton transmembrane transport
Cellular component (GO): membrane
Molecular function (GO): antiporter activity
Source: RefSeq, a predicted model, not a curated record
UCGCUCGCUCGCUCUCCUGCCUACCGGCGCUCUUUUUCCAGGCGCUCCCUCCCAUGCCGAAGGUCGAGAGGGACCGUUAUUCGCACCGCCGUGGCCUCGGCUUGACAAAGGAGGACAGGGCAAGGAACCGGAGAGAAACGGGCGCCUCCGAGCCGGCUGUCUGUGAUCUGCUGCUGAAACCAGUCGGAGAGAGAGACUUGUCAGCGUCGCUCCGUAGGGUAGCGGACUCCUGCCUGAGCAUGUAAACCAGCCUCAGCCGCCCGCUUGCAAACUUGUCGGUUCAUCCAAGCCCUCCGUUUCCUCUUAACCUCGGCAGGGGACCAGCCGCUUCUGCGGUGGCUUUCCGAUGUUAGGUUGGUCAGCAUGUCAGAUGGUGUCGUGGCAGACAGCCAGGAUGCAACAUUAUCGACAUAUAAGAGAAAUAAGGUUAAUCCAGUGCAAGAAACAACUCAGGAGGCUCAUCUUUUGGACUUCAAAGAUAUCGAUGGUAGUGCACAAAAAGAAGAGGCAACUCCACUGAACAACUCUGUACAGGAAGUGCAAAAGUCACCAGGAAAACUGCGACAAAUAUGUGCUUUCCCUCCACAAGGCAUUGUUGCUGAAAUUAUAACAAAUGUGAUGGCAGCAGCACUGAUCUGGGCUGUAGUCUGGUCUGUUAUGGGCCAAGACAGUCUUCCUCGGGGGAGUGUCUUUGGAAUUUUGUUCCUCUUCUUUUGUUCUGUACUUGGUGGUAAACUUAUGGAGCUAAUUAAAAUACCUGGUUUGCCUCCACUCCCUCGUCUUCUUGGGAUGUUGCUUGCUGGGUUUCUCAUCAGGAAUGUCCCAUUCACUAAUACCCUAGUCCAGAUCAAUGUGAAAUGGGCAGCUGCCCUGCGAAACAUUGCACUGUCAAUUAUCUUGGCUCUCGCUGGUCUUGGCAUUGACCCAAAGGCUCUUAAUACAUUAAAAGCUGUCUGUUUCAGGCUAAGCUUGGGGCCUUGCAUCAUUGAAGCGUGCUCAGCAGCUGUCCUGUCUCACUUUAUCAUGCACCUGCCAUGGGAAUGGGGGUUUAUGUUAGGAUUUGUUCUAGGUGCCGUGUCUCCUGCUAUUGUCGUCCUGUCAAUGCUGAUGUUGCAGUCCAAAGGAUAUGGUGUUGACAAAGGCAUCCCAACAUUGCUAAUAGCUGCUGGCAGCCUGGAUGAUGUUGUGGCAAUCACAGGCUUCAACACUUUCUUAGGCAUGGCCUUUUCCACAGGCUCUCCCCUGAGGAGUCUCCUCCGUGGCUUAAUAGAAGUUGCAGUUGGUGCAGGAGCUGGUGGCCUUCUGGGAGUUUUUAUUUGGUACUUUCCAAGCAAGGAUCAGACAUACCUUGUAUGGAAGAGAGCAUUCUUUGUGUUGGGUCUUUCUGUGUCUACUCUUUUGGGCAGCAAGUAUGUUGGCCUCCCUGGAUCUGGAGGCCUCUGCACAAUUGUCUUGGCAUUUUUGGGCGGGCUGAGAUGGUCUGAUGAGAAGAGAGCAGUAGAAGAAAUUGUUGCAAUUGCCUGGCAAAUUUUCCAACCCUUUCUGUUUGGCUUAAUUGGAGCCGAGAUAUCCGUCGUCUCUCUUGGACCAAAAAUGGUUGGAUUUUGUUUGGCCACAAUGGGUUCAGCUUUAUUAGUACGAGUUACUGCUACAUUCCUGUUGGUGACUGCCUCUGGCUUUGAUUUCAAGGAGAAAGUAUUUAUUGCACUGGCAUGGAUCCCCAAAGCAACUGUCCAGGCUGCAAUUGGUUCCAUUGCUUUAGAUACAGCACGAGAACUACAGAAUCAUGAGCUAGAACAAUACGGCCUGACUAUCUUGACAAUAGCUUUCCUGGCAAUCUUGUUCACAGCUCCAACUGGAGCUCUGAUAAUUGGCCUGGCAGGGCCCUGCCUUCUCCACAAAACUGAUAAAAGCAGUGAAGAAGAUGGAAGAGGAACAGUUUCACCAAUAUAGGGAAGUGUCAGUGAAUACCCAAACUGGUGUUCCAGGCUUCCUAGGAAUCACAGUGCCCUAUACUGACAUCUGCAGAAUGCAAUGCAGGUCCUACUAAAACAGCAACCCAAGUAGAGAAAAAUAGAAUUACAUUAAAUCAGCACCUAGGUGUCUCUUCAUCCUUUACACAGGAGUUUUGGAGGAAUGCAACCACCGGCAAAAUGGAAAAUGUAGCCAUACCAGUUACUGCUGGAAUAUCAGUGGCUUGAUUCAGAGAUACAAAUGCCAACAGGAGAGUAUUCAGGAUGGCUUCGUAAGUGGGAGCUAAUAAGAUAGUCUCAGCAGAAAGACCUGCCGCACCAAUCCAGAAGUAAAUAAUCAAGAGUGAGAUCAUGGAUUUUAUAACAGAUGGCCAAAGCUCCCACUCUGUUAAUCGCUUUCUCUAGACAAAAGUAACAUGUGCUGGCAAUGGAUGUCUAUAGUCUUUAAAACAAUCCUGCACCAUCCGGAGAAACUUAUGUUGUUUCCCUGUUUGCAUCCUUAAAACAGUGGGGAAAUGGCCAGAAAAGCUGGUGUUGUAAUGAAGGAGAGGUCAGAUGUAGAUUAUGCAUGUGGAACUGACAGCAUUCCUCAAAGUCUGUUUUUUUUCGUUCCAUGUAUUACAUGCUAAUUUAACUGGGUUGACAUUGCAAACAUUCAUGUCCUCAGCCAUCUACUCCCUAUUGCUUUGUCUGAGCUGCCUGCAGCAAUACAUUCCCACCCCCACAUUGGCCUCUCUGAUUCCAGAGGCCUCAUGGGUUGAAACUGGAUCAGGGAAGAACUGUCAGUGUCCUUUUGGCUUCUUAGGAUUGUACUCGCAGAGCAGAGAAGAAUGAGGGCAGCAGGAAGUCACUCUGAUAUCGCCUCGGAUGGAUAAUUUGUUGUCCUGCUGGGUCAAAUAUUGACUAUAGAGUCUUUUUACAGCUUUUGCAGUUGCUGGCAUAUUUGUGUUCUCUAAGACAAAAGUAUC